Messenger RNA from Geodia barretti, 405 nucleotides. The record is from the annotation of a GenBank genome assembly. NCBI's taxonomy places the organism in Eukaryota, Metazoa, Porifera, Demospongiae, Tetractinellida, Geodiidae.
AUGAUGCGUGAGUUUAGCUACUCCAACCCAAUGGAAGUGCCGCGCCUCCAGAAGGUGGUGCUUAAUAUUGGGUUGGGGGAAUCGUUGACCAACGGGCGCGCGAUGGAAGCGGCCACCCAGGACUUGACGACGAUCAGCGGACAGAAGCCGGUAAUUACCCGGGCCCGCAAGUCCAUCGCGGGGUUCAAGAUUCGCCAGGGCAACGCAAUCGGUGCCGCAGUGACGCUGCGUGGGGACCGGAUGUACCAUUUCUUGGACCGACUGAUCAUUUUCCCGGAAAUUGACUACAACUCGAUCGAUAGGAUCCGCGGACUCCAGGUCACCAUAGCCACUACGGCGCGCAACGACGCAGAGGCGAUGAGGCUGUUGGAGCUCUACGGGUUCCCUUUCAUUCGCGAGACUUAG